AUGACGAACUAUUUAGGAAGAAUUGGCAAACUUUUUGGUCAAAAUCUAAAAAAUCCCUCCACAACUCACAUGCAGCAACACAGCCCUUCCGAUGAUCAUCCAUUCCAUUCACUCGUUCAACACAACCGCUCGCAAGCUGAAGCAUCCUAUCAACUUCCUUCAUCUUCGUCCUUGUCCGACACUAAGGAAAAAAACAAGCCUUAUCAUCAACGUCAUAAAGCAUACCCAGACUGCAAUUGCUUAAUGAAAACGGUUCUAUCUCCGGUGAAAAAUUAUGCAUCAAGAGCUUGCCAUCCGUUACCACGAAUAUCCUCUUUGGUGACCAUAAUGAACGUUCUUGUUGUUUUUUUUCUUCUACAAUUCUUCAUCAGCGUUGGAACUGUGUUUAUAGUUCUGAGCAGUGAAGGUACAUUGAUCACCAUAAAUGCAGAAGAGUCAGCUCACGGGCAGGCCUACGAGAAGGUGUUGAACGCUCUCACUCAAUUCAUGUCACCUUCGGAAGCAGUGACGACAACCUUUCACAACCACUUUCUUGCAUUUGGCCUUGAUUCAACAUGCCACACCACGUGGGCCAGGCUCAUGGCUGUAGCACGGGUCUUGGACUCUCAAAUUACGAACAUGUAUUUUGCAGACAAAUUAAAUCGCGUAUCAGUAUUUGAAAAACGAAAGCAAGGAAACUCGGUUGUGAUGGUACCUUGUUAUGGACCUAACGCCACCCUUACUCUUUCCUAUGCUCCUACAUGUCGCUCCUCUCAUUUAAUGUACAAAGUAACUGAUGAAGGAAUCAUUAUUUCAAGCGAAAGUCAACACAAGGAUUUUUAUCUAAAGAACGUCACAAACGCGGAAUGGUUUCAAUUGAUUACCAAAUCUUUAAACUUUUCCUCAUCCACUCAUGAAAUACACUUGCCCUUAGGUCAAAAGUAUUCAAUUUGGAGUAAUAUUAUUCAAUCUCCCAACAACGGUAAUCUCUCCACGUUCGUCUCCUUAUUGAUACGAGAACCUAAAAACGGAGCGUUUGUUGGGGUUGCAGCUUUGGAGUAUGGGCUUGCUGAUUUGAAUGAAUACUUGACAAAUUUGUUGCCAAAAGAAACACCUCACUCUAUUAUUGUCCUAGAUGACAAGAAUCAUAUUUGGGGUGCAUGUUUAAAGCUAAGCAAUAUAAUGCAAGAGGAAGAACUAUAUAUUGCUUCACAAGGAAAAGUAACUCAGCUACACACAAGAAAAGGCAUGAUUGGUUUUUACUAUUACUCGAUUAGCUUUGUCCCAACCAAUAAUAUCGUUGUGAAACUAAUUAUAUUAACUGAACAUGUUCAAUUUUUGAUAUCGAGUGUCAAUACCAGAGUUACGACAUGGGUGAUGUUAAUUUUGAUAUUAAGCCUUUCUGUUGUACUGUUGUUGAUUGUUUUGAAAACAAUCACACAUCCUUUGCAGCGACUGGGAAAAAAAAUGACAAAUAUUUUACGUUUGGACCGAACAAGAUCAGUUGGAGUUGAAGCAACGUCUCUUUUCCGAGAUGUAAAACAAAUGGAAUUAUCCGUUGAGACGUUUAGAAAAGCACUUUUAUAUUUUUCUCUAUUCAUUCCAGAUCAUGUUGUGAAAUAUUUUCUUGGUAACAAUGACUCGGAGUCAGAAUUGUUAACAGUGAAAAGACAAGUUAUGAGCAUUGUAGUACUGGAUUUGAACGAUUUUACGGAAUUACAAAAGAUAGUGGGAAAUGUGACAUUUAGUCAAAUUUUAAGCAAAAUCCUCACUGAAGUGACCUCUUCCGUUCAAUACAACGAAGGAUUUGUGUUCGAGGUGUCUGUAAAAAACGGAUUAAAAAUUUACGGGUUGUGGAAUGAUGCAACUGCUCCGGUGGAAAAUCAUGAAACAAAAGCAACAGCUGCAGCUUUAGAGAUCAAGGAGAUUGUAGAGAAUAAGAUCGAGAUGGUGAAAAAAGAAUAUCACUGUUCCAAUAUCAAUCUUUUCUUUAAGGUGGUCCUUGCAUCAGGUUUGAUAGAUUUAGGUUUCACUGGAUCCACAAUCUCUAGGAUAUGUUUUUCUUGCUUUGGAGACACAGUAGCUGUUUGUGAAGUGUUGUUGGAACAUUGUGGCCAAAACGAGGUCCUGUUAUGUGAGAAUGUGUAUCAAAAGGUUUCAAACAUGUUUCUAUGUUUUUACAAACAAACAAUACCUUACAGGUCAACAGUUCAAGGAGAGCGAUGCGAAUUAAGAAUGUACAUGUUGAGAAAAUAUCUGAAAGAUUCAAAUGCUUAUGAACAACAUAUUGCGUCCAAGUUGUUACAAAUCAGAAAACGAAGAAGUGAAAUAGAUUCCACUGCUUUGAAUACCGAUUCCAUCUUCAUUUCGUUAUGCAUGGAGUUACAGAAUUUAGGUGCAUUCAGAAUGAAUAACUAA
Messenger RNA from Naegleria lovaniensis, 2397 nucleotides. RefSeq lists its product as uncharacterized. The coding region runs from base 1 to 2397 and encodes 798 amino acids. NCBI's taxonomy places the organism in Eukaryota, Heterolobosea, Eutetramitea, Acrasida, Naegleriidae. The transcript has 5 exons. The record is from RefSeq and is a predicted model, not a curated record. Gene Ontology annotation, biological process: cyclic nucleotide biosynthetic process; intracellular signal transduction.